Messenger RNA from Agrilus planipennis (emerald ash borer), 2934 nucleotides. RefSeq lists its product as uncharacterized. The coding region runs from base 179 to 2647 and encodes 822 amino acids. Gene Ontology annotation, cellular component: ribonucleoprotein complex; nucleoplasm. NCBI's taxonomy places the organism in Eukaryota, Metazoa, Arthropoda, Insecta, Coleoptera, Buprestidae. Gene Ontology annotation, molecular function: RNA binding. Gene Ontology annotation, biological process: regulation of RNA splicing. The record is from RefSeq and is a predicted model, not a curated record. The transcript is spliced from 3 exons.
ACCAUUUUGUUUAUGAACUGUUUGACAUUAGACAUCCAAAUAUUCUUAUUAUUAGUGCAUUUUCAUAAAUUUUAAUAAUUUCAAGAUAUUUUUAUAAAAGACUUCUUUCUUAGUAACAUACUUUUGGUUCCGGGUGAAGAUUUUGUUUUAUUUUCCAAGGUUGUAACUCCGACUCGAAAUGAGCGUGAUUAUAAGGUUGCAGAAUCUUCCCUGGUCAGCAAAUGCCCUAGAUAUCCGUCAAUUUUUUCAAGGAUUAAGCAUUCCCGAAGGAGGUGUUCACAUCGUAGGAGGAGAACAAGGAGAUGCGUUCAUUGCUUUCAGUACGGACGAAGAUGCUCGUCAAGCGUUUAAUCGAAACGGAGGUAAAAUUAAGGAAAUUCAAAUCAAACUUAUGCUCAGUUCUCGAACAGAAAUGCAAAAAGUAAUUGAAGCGGCUAGAAAUCCGCUUGCAGCGUUUAUGCAAACUCCCCAAACGAACCCACCUCUCACCCCCAUCAUGCCAGCAGUAGUACCAGCUGCGGUCCCCGAAGUUAAAAAAGACGAUAACUCAAAAGACAAAGACCGUAGAAGUAGAAGAAGAUCGAGAUCGAGAUCUAGAGAUCGUAAGGACAGGUCUAGAGAUAGAGAUCGACGCGACAGACGUCGAAGAGAUCGAACUCGAUCCAGAUCUAGAGAUCGAAGAGAUCGACGUCGUCGGGAUCGCAGCCGUAGCCGAGAUAGAACUCGUUCUAAAGAAAGAGAUCGUAGAAGCAAAGAUCGAAAGCGCUCAGAAGAAAAAACAAACCCUUCAUUAGGAAAUUCUAACAAACCAGCAGUAAUUGGCGUAUGGGAACCGCCCCCAAUGGAUCAACCGCCGCUACUGAUGGCUAAUCAACAGCAUGCCGUUGGACUGUUGAACAACUUGGUCGGGAAUUCUCUGGAAGAACUUAGAAGGAACAUGACAGGCUUAAAACCGUUAGGCGGUUUGACUGAUAAGCCUGAUUUUCAAGCGAACCCUAACCUUUUGCUUCAACCUAAUAGGGAAUCCUGGCCUCCUGGUGGGCUACCCUUUCGUCCAGAUGGACGACUCAACUUCCAGAAUAUGCCCAAUAGGAGUGCAGAUGAUACCAACUUAAAUUCUAUGGGCAACAGACUCUUUAACAAUCGUAUGGACGGAAAUGGUCCUCAACCCAGGAGUCUUCUAGGGAGACCGAUGAACAAAUUCAAUCCAAUGAAUGAUCGUCAACAAAACACGCCUAUGCAAAAUUCCUGUGUACAGGUCCAGCCCUUUUACGGUGGCUACAGCGAAAUUCGCCGGUUUUUCCAUGGACUCUUUAUCAAUAACACAGGAAUAAAGUUCGUCAAUGACGAAUACGGAAAACGCACCGGGAUAACGUACGUUCGUUUUUUCUAUCCCGAAGACAAAGAAGUGGCUCUAACAAAAGACGGCGGCAUGAUAAGAGGCAACGUUGUCGAAGUAAAACAUCUUGACGACGAAGUUUUCAACGAAACCGUAGACAGAUAUGUUCCGGAUGAACAGAAAGACGGUGAAGUGGGACACCAAGGUGGUGGUGGUGGUGGUCCUCCACAGAACUUCAGGGGUGGAAGAAACGGAAGAAAUUUUGUUCGCGGUUCUCAACAACCCAAUUUCAUCCCUUCGCCAAAAGUGUUUUCCUGUUUAGUCGUUGAAGAUCUUCCGUCUUAUGCUAAAGAACAGGACAUUUUGAAAAUUUUCGGCGAAUAUCCGUUAAUGUCGAUAAUAAUGACGAAUAAACACAAAUGUCACAUGGCGUAUGUUAAAUUUAGUAAUUCCGAUGACGCUAAAAAGGCCCUUAGUGAAAAACAGGUGCAGGCUUUCGACGGGAAGCCGGUUAACGUGAGGGCGUGUUCGGACGACGAGUUUAAUAAAAUCAGUAGAGAGCAAGACGACGAAGAAGAAGAGAAUGAAAAUGACGAUGACGUGCAAAUUGUGGAAGAAAAAGAAUUUCCUUCGGUCGAAUCGACAUUUAUCGACAUCAGUGGAUUGCCAUUAAAAACUACUGAUCGUGAUAUCGUAGACUUUUUUUCUGAUAUAGGGGUUGCACCGGAAAAAAUUCAUUUACUAAGUAAUCAUUUAGGUUUCACCGGCACUGCCUACUGCGAGUUUGCCUCUCUACAAGAUGCAGCUGCUGCUGUAGAAAAGGACGGGAUUCCUUUAGGUCCCAAAGAAGUUUCCAUCACUUCAAUUUCAAAAGAAGAAAUGGAAUCUAGAUUAGGGAUUUUGUCACAAAGCGCUCCUCCUCCAGUUCCUAUAAUUCACCCUCCCGUUCCCCAUUUCUUUCCCAGAAACAAUUUCAUGCCCAGAGGCAUGGGUCCUAGGGGUUUCAUGCGUAGAUUCCACCAUCCCCAUAUGCUUCCUCCACCUCAGCACGGAGGUGACGUUGGCAUUCCCGGAUGCACUGUAUUGAUGGAAAACGUUCCUUAUAAAGCAGGUUUAGAUGAAAUUCUUCAGUUCUUCGAUGGAUUCGACAUACCUCCGGACAACGUUUUGAGAAGAUAUAACGAAAAUGGCACUCCUUCCGGUGAAGCAAAGGUCAUAUUUACGAAUCACGAUCAGGCCAAGAAGGCGGUAGAACAGAAGCGAUUCCACAAAAUUAGAGAACGCACCAUAUACUUGACGUUAUGCUGACCUUCGAAGGUUACCGAAAACGAAAAGGACGAUAAGUGAAAACGCAAUAUUGCAAAGAGUUGUGAGGUUUUAGUUCAGUUUUAUACUCUACGAAUAUCAUCUAUGUAAUUUAUGUAUGUAUAACAACUCGGUCGUUCGCUUUUAGGUUUCAAUUGGAUUAAGUACGUCAGCCAAUUAUGGAUUAUGCGAUUAUUUUUGUAUGUACCUUGUAUGGAUUAGUUGUUUAGAUGAAAGGAUAUUAUUAUAGUUUGUAGAUGUAUUCGUACCAAAUAAAUAACGUGUCUGUA